Molecule: messenger RNA, 908 nt
Organism: Triplophysa dalaica
Lineage: Eukaryota; Metazoa; Chordata; Actinopteri; Cypriniformes; Nemacheilidae
Product: phospholipase A and acyltransferase 4-like
Exons: 4
Coding region: 136-588 (150 amino acids)
Biological process (GO): N-acylphosphatidylethanolamine metabolic process
Cellular component (GO): cytoplasm
Molecular function (GO): A2-type glycerophospholipase activity; glycerophospholipid phospholipase A1 activity
Source: RefSeq, a predicted model, not a curated record
AUUAAUAUGUGUAAAAGCAGCGGGACUAGUUGAGCUCUAAAGCCACUGUAGAAGUCGCAGCAGAGGAAAUCUCCUGUGGUGUCCUGUCAGAUCACUAUUGCUACGGUCUUCAGUAUAGUUCGUAAAAACUAAGCCAUGAAUUUUGGAGACCUCAUUUCAUAUCGGCGUCCUGGGUACACACACUGGGCAGUGUUCACCGGGAAGAAUGAAAAGGGACAAGAUACAGUUGUCGAGUUUGCAGGUGAAAGCGGAUUAAACAGUAAAGCAGGAGCCAAGGUGAAGGAAGGUCUGCUCCAGCCUGGUGGCAAAGUCGACAAUCAAUUGGAUUCGAAAUUACCACGAAAAUCUGACUCAGAAAUGAAAGCAACUAUUAAAGAGAUGAUGGGUGAUGGUGCUGGAAAAUACGGAGUACUCGACAACAACUGUGAGCACCUAGUCACACGUAUUCGCUACGGGAUUCCCAGAUCACUACAGGCAGAAAAAGUUAUCGAGUCGAAUGUCCAGUUUCAUGGAAACCUUACCAGUGAACUUUCUGAUACAUUCGGUGCAACUUUCCAUCCACCAUCACCACUCUCAAAAUUUAAAUAAUUUCUUUAAUCUGAAUACCUCCUUCACUGCACUUGUAGUGAAUGUUUUUUUAUUCAAUCAUAUUAAAGUUGAUUUGGCUGCACUGUGUAAUAUGCACUGUUCCUAACACGAACACACACACAGGAAUACAUUUGUGAGACUAAAACAAACGCAUCUCUUAUAAUUUGUCAAAUAAAAUAAUCCAAAAUGCAGAUCCACCACAAAAAUAAAUUGAUGACACUGAAAACAAUGUGUACACGCACAAAAAUAAAUUUGGCUCAUAAACAAGAUGACAUGUGUAUUUGUACUCAAUAUGUAAUAAAACUGUUCAUUUCUGGUCA